AUGGCCUCGUUCAAGAAAGCCGAGCCCGUCUCGGCGCUUUUGCGUGACACGACGACGGGAGAGCCUAAGAAAUCGCGAGGCGAAUAUCGAAAGGAAAAGGAUUUGGAAGAAGACAGAAAGGCCGGAACAGCACCCGCAAUGGUCGAUGUAGACAGCGGACGAGAUAUCAACCCGCACAUUCCUCAAUUCAUCGCACAGACACCUUGGUACGUCCCCUCGGAAGGACCGACUCUAAAACAUCAACGCCCACACCCUGAACGUCAAAAUCAACUCUCCGAGAUUGAUGAUUGGUAUCAAAGAGGAACAACGGGAAAAGCUGCGACAAAAUUUAGAAAAGGCGCUUGUGAAAAUUGUGGUGCGAUGACGCACAAAAAGAAGGAUUGCUUUGAACGACCACGGAAAUCCGAGGCGAAACAUACUGGAAUGGAUAUUGCGGCUGAUGAUUAUUUACAACCAAAGUUGAAACUCGGAUUUGACGCAAAACGUGAUCGGUGGAACGGCUACGACCCAGAAACACAUAAAGAUGUAGUUCGCGAGUUCGAAGAACUGGAGGAGGCUCGCAAAAUGUACAAGGCCGAAAAGAUCAAAGAAGAGAACGCAAUGGGAACCAAAGACAAAGAAGAGGACAAACAGGAAGUUCAGGAAGUUCACGAGGACGAAGAUAAGUACGCAGAAGAUGCCGAUAUGGCAGGAGUUUCCGUGGACAUGGACAGUCGUACUAGGAUCACGGUCCGAAAUCUUCGAAUUCGAGAAGACACGGCAAAGUAUUUGCACAAUUUGGCCGAGAACGCUCCCUACUACGAUCCAAAGUCUCGUUCGAUGCGCGAGAACCCAUUUCAGGGAGUGAAAGGUAAAGAGGCUGAAGCGGCCAAAUUUCAAGGAGAGAACUUCAUUCGAUACAGUGGAGAAGUGGCGGACGCAAACGAGGCUCAAGUUUUUGCAUGGCAAGCGAGAUGUCAAGGAAUCAAUGUGCACGCCAUAGCGGAGCCCACCAAACUUGAAGCCUUGAAGAAGCAAUACGAGAAGGAAAAGUCGUCUGUCAAGGAUGAUGCGAGAACAUUGCUUGUCGAGAAGUACGGCGGAGCUGAACAUUUAGAAGCACCGCCGAAGGAGUUACUGAUGGCCCAAUCUGAACGAUACGUGGAAUACUCUGCAAAGGGAAAAUUGAUCAAAGGAGAAGAACGGCCACUAGCAAGAAGUAUUUACGAAGAGGAUCUAUACCCUGGAAACCACACUUCUGUUUGGGGCUCCUGGUGGGAAGCUGGAAAAUGGGGAUACAAAUGUUGCCAUCAAACACUGAAACAAGCCUACUGUGUUCCAGUCAAGAAGACUGCCACUUUAGCAACUCCUAAAGAAGCAGUGGCUGAAACAAUUGAAACAAAGCCGAAUACGAGCAAAGAAAUUGAAUCCAAAAAAGUCGAGCCUAAAGAAGAGGAGGAAAGCAAGAAAGGAAACAGUGAAGAAUCGUCCAAUGAAAGCGAGAAUGCGGAAGAGGAGGAGGAGGAGGAGGAACUGGAUAGUGAAGCCGAACGAGAACGUGAAAAGGAGUUUGCGGAAGAAAAACGCAAAAGAGAAGAAACUGCAAAAAGACGUGAGCGUAAACGAGACAAAAGGAAGCGCAAGAAGGAACGCAAGCAUAAAGAAGGCCGAGAAGUGCGCAAGCGGAGAAGAGAUUCCACUGCGUCCUCUUCUUCAUCAUCUGACAGUGACUCCGAUGAAGAAUCAAGGAAGAAACGUGAUCUGGAAAAGGCGAUCAAAGCGGAGAAGAAACAAAAGAAAAGGGCCAGAAAGGAGGAUGAAUUUGGUGAUCGUCAACGCAAGUACAAUUCGACUUACGAGACAAAGGCGCCAACCGAAGUACAAGUUGAAGCAUUCCAUCUCACUCGAAUUCACUCGUCCGAUCCGAUGGCCAAUUAUAUGAAAGACAAG
This is a messenger RNA of Mesorhabditis belari, 1929 nucleotides long. Lineage: Eukaryota; Metazoa; Nematoda; Chromadorea; Rhabditida; Rhabditidae. The record is from the annotation of a GenBank genome assembly.